Molecule: messenger RNA, 3108 nt
Organism: Hirundo rustica (Barn swallow)
Lineage: Eukaryota; Metazoa; Chordata; Aves; Passeriformes; Hirundinidae
Gene: KCTD9
Product: potassium channel tetramerization domain containing 9
Exons: 12
Coding region: 62-1234 (390 amino acids)
Biological process (GO): intracellular signal transduction; protein homooligomerization
Molecular function (GO): protein binding
Source: RefSeq, a predicted model, not a curated record
UCGCGGGGGCUGCCCGUCAGCGCCCGCCCCUUCCGGGUGUCGGCGCGGCGGCGGGCGCAGCAUGAGGCGGGUGACGCUGUUCGUCAACGGCAGCGCCCGCAACGGGAAGGUGGUGGCCGUGUAUGGGACUCUCUCAGAUUUGCUCUCUGUGGCCAGCAACAAGCUUGGGAUAAAAGCCACCAGCGUUUACAACGGGAAAGGGGGGCUCAUUGAUGAUAUUGCUUUGAUUAGGGAUGAUGAUGUCUUGUUUGUCUGUGAAGGGGAGCCCUUCAUUGAUCCUCAGAGUGAUCCUGGGAGAGCUCAGGAGGAGCUGACAGGGUCCCACACGGACUGGCUGACUCUCAAUGUGGGAGGCAGAUACUUCACCACCACCCGGAGCACUCUGGUUAACAAAGAACCUGACAGUAUGUUGGCACACAUGUUCAAAGACAAAGAUGCUUGGGGGAAUAAGCAAGAUCCUAGAGGAGCUUUCCUCAUUGACCGCAGUCCCGAGUAUUUUGAGCCCAUUUUGAACUAUUUGCGUCACGGACAGCUCAUUGUAAAUGAUGGCAUUAAUUUGCUAGGGGUCCUGGAAGAAGCCAGGUUUUUUGGGAUCGACUCCCUCAUUGAACACCUGGAAGUUGCUAUUAAGAAUUCCCAGCCAGCUGAGGAUCACUCUCCCAUCUCUCGGAAGGAGUUUGUCCGGUUCCUGCUGGCAACACCCACCAAGUCCGAGCUGCGCUGUCAGGGUCUGAAUUUCAGUGGAGCCGACCUUUCCCGCUUGGAUCUUCGCUACAUCAACUUCAAGAUGGCCAAUCUGAGCCGCUGCAACCUGUCCCACGCCAACCUGUGCUGUGCCAACCUGGAGAGGGCUGACCUCUCUGGCUCCGUGCUGGAUUGUGCAAACCUGCAGGGGGUGAAGAUGCUGUGCUCCAACGCAGAGGGAGCGUCCCUGAAAGGCUGCAACUUCGAGGACCCAUCAGGCCUUAAAGCUAAUUUGGAAGGUGCCAACCUGAAGGGUGUGGACAUGGAGGGCAGUCAGAUGACGGGCAUCAACCUCCGGGUGGCCACGCUGAAAAACGCCAAACUAAAGAACUGCAACCUCCGAGGAGCCACGCUGGCAGGGACUGACCUGGAGAACUGUGAUCUGUCAGGUUGUGACCUACAAGAAGCCAACCUGAGGGGGUCUAACGUGAAAGGAGCCAUCUUUGAGGAGAUGCUGACGCCCCUGCACAUGUCCCAGAGUGUCAGAUAGGGGCCAGAGCGCGGCCAAGAGGAAGGAAUCCAAACGUUCAUCGUGACUUUCUUCACCUCCUCCCCUUCCUGAGUUAAAGUCAUGGUUAUUAGCCGCCUUCCAUUUGCAGUAGUGCCUAGGUAAACUCUUUUUGAUCCACUUUUUGGGGAGGGAAGUUUGGUUUUCAGAGGUACCAGCAGAGAGUUUGUACCUCUUGGGAGCAGAGCAAGGGAACCAGAGAGCGUGGCUGCUUCUGUGGGAGGGGGAAAGGGUUCAGUGGUUCCAUUGUUUAGCGUUGCCUCACUUUGGGAAUGCAUUUUAAUUUAUGAAGCACAAUAUAUGCAAUUCUAUUUAUUAAACCUGUAGCUGCAGUAGGAAUAGGAAAGGUCACUCCUGUACAGUAGCACCGAGUUGAGGUUUACAGGUGUGUUCCAGCCUGGGGCCGUGCCAGGGGCGCCUCGGUGUCCCCUGGGGGUGCUCAGGUCUCUGCUGGGGUGGAAGCUGAUGGGAAAAUGCCUGCUCAGAAAUCGGAUGUCUUUAAUUCAUCCUCUCCAGAGGAGCCUGGAAGGUGCACUGUCAGUGACAGCUGCUGAGGAGAAUCCUGCUUUGGCAAAGAUCCUGCCCACUGCAGGCUGGAGUUGUGCAGAGAGAGGAGAGCACAGAGCUGUCACCAAAGCAGAGAGAGGCAGAGGGACCUCAGCAGGUGAAUCCUUCCCUGCUUCCCUCCGUGUACUAUGCAAAAAAAAAACCCAACAAAAACAAACUCCCUGAAAGCUCCCUGGGCAUCUUCCCUUUUCCCAGCUGGAUCUUCCUGUUCCUUUUACCUGUGGCCAGGUGCCCUCCCACAGCUGCUGUGCCUGUGCAGGAAGCAGCUGGAGCCGCUUUGUGUGGGGGAUUUGUGCAGGGCAGAGGCCUCAGCACCCCUGGGUGUGGAUAAGGAGCUGCUUCCCUGUAGGAUCCACGGAGUUCUGAGCUCACACCACCUUUAUUUUACACGCAAUCAAAAAAAAAAAAAAAAAAAAAAAAAAAGCACAGGAAGAAACUAUACCAAAAAAAAACAAACAAAAAAGGCAAAAAGGUGCAUCAAGAACUUACCUCAGAUGCUUAAACCACCCCAAAGUGAAAACUAACCUUGAGUUUAAGGAAUUCAAGCUGUUACUGUAGAAGUGCAAAGGAGGAGUAAGAACCAGUGGAUCCCGGGGGAGCUGGAGCUCCACGGUUCUUUCCGGGGGGGCCGCGUCUCCCUUGCAGUGCAAUUUCUGUUCUGUAGUCUCAGUUGUUACACAAAUGCUGCUUUGCCACCAGCCUGGGAGGACCAGUGAUGGUCUGGGACGAGCAGAGGAUGCCUUUGGGGGGAACUGCAGGAAUUUUCCAGUUGGUUCGACUCAGGCAGUGAACUCGAGAGGCUCGAAAUCCCAGAGCGGCGAGGUUCAGAAUUGGGAUUAUUUCCUGCAGACCCCUCUGGAUCAGGCUCUAGGACAACACUAUAUCCUUGGAGAAACCACCUGGAGGUUCCAGGGAAAUAUUGCAGUGUGACUUUUGGAGUCCUUUCUCCCACCUCAUGGCUUUCAGUGGGAAUGUUGUGUCUGUUGCAGUAGGAGAAGAUUCCUAGGGCUAGAGAAACAAAUGAAUUAUUUUUCUUUAUCAUAUUUUGUAGCUGCCAGAAGUAAAACUAUUGUAUGGGGAAAAAAAUAAAUAUAUAUCUAUAUCUAUAUCUAUUUUCAUAAUCACUGUGUAUAAAAUCUCUCUGAACUUUCACUGAUGCACUAUGAAAUUAUCACAGCAUGUGGCACCACCAUUCACAGCUGGAUUUUAGGGACCUCUUUUGCCUGCCCAGAGCUGUGCAGAAUUUUGCAGGUUCCAGCUAAUUUAAGUUGCAUUAAUAAAAAAGUGUG